AGCUCUCAAGUUCCAAUGGCAGCCCGGCCUGCCAGAUAGGCUUAUGGAUAGGAACCGAGUGGAUGCUCCCAUGCACGCCCCAAGGGCCAUGGGACUGCCUCCUGCCGUCGCACGAAUCUUCGAGAAAGCUGACAGGUUGGAGCCACUCUUCGCGCACCGCGCGCAAAAGGGGAAGCGUCUAGGUCCAUUGCCACCGCAGCCAAUUUUUCCAGAGCGAAUCGACCUGGAGAGUCGGCCCCCGCGACACCGGGGAGCAUCAUGGGAUUUUCAAGGGGAAGACAGCCCCGGAAAGACCGCCAGCGAUGAACAGGAGGCUCUUGAAGCCACCCGAGAAGCUGAGCUGUUCAGUCAAUCGUACCCGCAUCCUUCAUUCCUAGAAGGGCCACCAGUACCGAUGGCAAUGCGCAUGGUGCCCCAACCCCCAAUGGGGUCACGGUCGCCACGCAAGCAGAGAGUAGCUAGAUCCGACGUGCUGGCCGAGAUGGUCUAUAGCGCUCCAGUGGUGCCCGGCCUUCAACUAUGGCCAAGGAAACGCAGACCACUGUCAUUGCCUCGCCGCACCGUGGAUGCUCGUGCGCAGGCAUCGACCGAUGCAUCCAAUGCUGGAGGACAGACAGCCCGGAAGCGUCCUGGCCUGACGUUCCGGGAGAAGGAGGCCCAAAGGAGUCAAACCCAGGCUGCAGUGACGGAGGACCUGGUGGCUCAAGUCAUCGAGUCUGCUGUGGGUCACUUUAUUUGUGACAACUUGCUGACGCUGGGAUUUGAUGAUGGCUUGGACCUGAUAGAACCUGUCUGACUUGGGGGGUCACUGGCCCCCAAAAUCUUAACCUAGUACCCAAGUGCCC
Molecule: messenger RNA, 845 nt
Organism: Cladocopium goreaui
Lineage: Eukaryota; Dinophyceae; Suessiales; Symbiodiniaceae
Source: the annotation of a GenBank genome assembly